Molecule: messenger RNA, 1942 nt
Organism: Liolophura sinensis
Lineage: Eukaryota; Metazoa; Mollusca; Polyplacophora; Chitonida; Chitonidae
Exons: 2
Coding region: 113-1480 (455 amino acids)
Source: RefSeq, a predicted model, not a curated record
CAAAGAUUCAUUGCGUGUUAAGAAGAGGACAACGAUUGUUAUUUUCUUGGAGGAUUUUUAAUCACAGGAAACACUCUUCGAUCAAGCUGAAAGUUGAUAUAGUGCCGUUUGGAUGAAAUUGAAGAUGCUUUGCACUUGUGGAGCCCAGUCUUCAGAUACGAGCCCAAUAAUUGAUGUGGAAAAAGUCCUUCAGGAUUACGCGUGGAGGGAGUUCCGGCAUCUCACUCCAUGGUUGUCUGGCGUGUUAAUACGGCGCAGUGAUUACAUCAUAGAUGUCCAAUGGAACUUCUUCGAAUUCGACCACGUCACCUCAAGAUUUGAACCCAGGCCAAGUACUAAAGAUGGAUUUACGGAAAAGAAGACAGUUGAGUUGUACGCGACUAAUUUUAAGAAUGAUACCGGUGUGGAACAGUCUUACAAAUUCAAAAUACAGCGUCAAACCAAAGCUACAACGUCAGUGACCUACCAGCGCGGUUUUACCAUUAGGGGUAACGCCAAUUUUAAAAUCAGCAUCCCUGCAGUGUUUGGAAACUGUGGCGUGAGUGCGGGAGUAGACGGACAGUUGAGUAUCACGAAGAGCACAGGUGAGACGUUUGAGGAAGUGUUCACCUGGGAGACUGAUAAUGACGUAACUGUGGAGAGCAAUCACAUGACGUGUGCGAGGAUGCUUCUGACGGAAGAUGAAUUGCUAGCUGACUUCGAAGUGAAGACGUCAGUGAGAAUGCCCAGCGGUCAGGCGCCGAUUGUCGUUCGCAGACGUCGAGAUAACGAGAUUCAGGCGGUGUGCCUUAUAGACAAUCUGGCCGAGGUGUUCGCUACUUACGAGGAAGAUCACACAGUGGACGUCCUCAGAGUCAAGGUCCCGCCUAACGAGAUUAGACAUGUCGUCAAGCUGACGACAACAGGUGUCAUCAGGAGCAUGCGCUGGAGAGACCAAAAAAUUUGCCUUCAGUCUCGUCCUCUACCUCAGCCCGCCGCAAAGGCCGAGGUAACAAAGCCCAUCUUAGAUUUACCAACAGACGACUUAGUAGACCUCAACGCCAAAGAAAUUUAUGCACACGUCAUUCGUCACGUCACAGGCGUCACGAGUAAUGACGUUGUUCAGGGCGAUAACGCCAGCGACAUUGCUAAAACCCUUCCUCCCCCAAUCGCAGCUACGCCUUCCACCUCAACUGAGUCGAAGAAAGAAACUCGACUGAUGAAAUUUCCUACCAUUCCAACCAUCGUCACCGAAGUGCUUUCCGAAAAUGGCGGCUCGUCGGCUCCGCAAACCAACGGCACAACGCCGGAUUUAAUCGCAGAGCCCAAAACGGACGGUGAUCCCAUGGUCAAACGACGAGCCGCAGAAGACAAACCUCGAUUGGAACGCGGUGUGCCAUGCGUGGACGGGAGUAGUCCCCCACGUGAACUGUCGCCAAAAACUACACUUACCACCCUCCAAGCAAGAAGAGCGAAAUUAGCCAAAGUGACAAGUGUAUAAUAUAGUUGUUGUUGUCGUCAAGAAAUGAGUUUAUCGAUUUAGCCAAAUUGGAAAAGGAAAAAAAAAAAGCGCGAAUUUGUCUUGGACAGCUGUUUGAGACCGUCGUCUGUGGAAAAAAUGCGUUGUACAAUUCGACGCAUUGUACCUUGAAGUCAUCUUCAGGCGUUUUGCUUAUAUUGCUUGCUUACUUAUAUUGAGGUAAUUAGCCUUAUCUGCCUCAAGUGUCAUGUCAGUAAGGAAAGAUUGUGAGGAAAUGUAGUUCAUUUGGGUAAAUAUUUAUCGUCAGGAGGGUACACAGGAGUAAACAGUUACCGUCAGGAGGGUACAGGGAGUAAAUACUUACCGUCAGGUGGGUACAGAGGUGUAAAUAGUUACCGCCAGGAGGAUACAGGGGAGUGAAUAGUUACCGUCAGGUGGGUACAGGGGAGUAAAUAGUUAUCGUCAGGUGGGUACAGGGGAGUA